Molecule: messenger RNA, 2102 nt
Organism: Hemicordylus capensis (graceful crag lizard)
Lineage: Eukaryota; Metazoa; Chordata; Lepidosauria; Squamata; Cordylidae
Product: E3 ubiquitin-protein ligase TRIM7-like
Exons: 7
Coding region: 223-1692 (489 amino acids)
Molecular function (GO): zinc ion binding; protein binding
Source: RefSeq, a predicted model, not a curated record
CAGAGUACAAUUCGCUCUCCAUGCCCGCGAUUUUGAACCCAACACAGUCCAGAAGGCUGCCUCCUUCUGUUCUGUGUCAGCCCUGGAAUCUGAGAGCCUUCCUUUCCGCACUUAGUGGAAGCAGCAACAGUAAGUUUUGCCUGCAGCUAAAAUCUGCCUCUGUGGGAGGGAGACAUCAGAGGCGGAAACGAAACUCAAAGCAGGCGUUGUGGUGUUCCAGCCAUGGCUGCUUUCAGUCCCCGGAAGAGGCUUCAGGAUGAGGUGACUUGCCCCGUUUGCCUGGAGUUCUUCACAGAGCCAGUCAUUCUAGCUUGUGGGCACAAUUUCUGCCAAGCCUGCAUUGUCCAGUGUUGGAGGGAGUCACCCACGGUCGCUGCCUGUCCUCAGUGCAGAGAGAGCGCUGAGCCAAAAGACUUGAGGCCAAACAGGCAACUUGCCAAUAUGGUUGGGAUCGCCAAAGAGUUGAGUGUGCCUGAAAAGCCCGCGAAGCAAGAAGCAGGCGCCUGGGCGAGAGUCUGCGAGAGGCACCAGGAGCCCCUGAAGCUCUUCUGCCAGGAGGACGAAGCCCCCAUCUGCGUGGUGUGCGACCGAUCCAAGGACCACCGAGCUCACACUGUGGUUCCCCUGGAUGAGGCUGCCCAGGAGUACCAGGAACCACUUUCCCCCCCUCUUCAGGAUCAGAUCAGUAGCCGCCUGGAAAUCCUGAGGAAAGAGAGAGAGAAAAUUCUGGCAUGUAAAGCAGACACAGAAAAGAAAAGCCAAGGCCUGCUUGAUGAAACAAAAGCAGAGAAGCAGAAGACCGUGGCGGAGUUCAGACAACUGCACCAGUUUCUGGAGGAACAAGAGGAACGUUUGUUGGCCCAGAUGAAGGAGGUGGAGCAGGAGAUUGAAACAAAAACGGAAAAGCACUUGGCAAAACUCUCAGCCGAACUCUUCUCCCUUGAAGGCAUCAUCCAGGAGAUGGUGGAGAAGCGUCAGCAGCCAGCAGGUGAAUUCCUGCAGGAUGUUAGAAGCACCUUGCAGAGUUUUAAGAAGGAGCCAUUUGAGAAUCCAGUAGUUUUUCCUCUGGAGCUGAAGUGGAGGAUCUGGGAAUUUAGUGAUAUAAAUCCCUUGCUGGAGCGAGUCAUGAAACAAUUCAAAGACACUCUGUUAUCUGGACUUCAGCUGCAGAAAGCAAGCAUCACUCUGGAUCCAGACACUGCUCACCCCAAGCUCAUCCUGUCUAAGGAUCAUAAAAGUGUGAGGCUGGGAGACAAAGAGCGAGCUCUGCCCAACAACCCCAAGAGAUUCAGCGCAUGGUCUUGUGUGCUGGGAUGUAAGGGAUUCACAGCAGGCAGACAUUUCUGGGAAGUCACUGUGGGAAAUGAGAGAAACUGGGCUGUGGGGGUUGCCAGAAAGUCUGUGAAGAGAAAUAUGUAUGUUGACUUUAGUCCAGAGGAAGGAUUCUGGGCUCUGGGGAAGUGGGAUGCUGGUUACUGGGCCUCUAGCGACCCUGAUUACUUUCCACUGCUCCUCAAUGGGGAGCUCAAGAGGAUCCGUGUGUUUCUGAACUGUGCUGGGGAGCGGGUGGCCUUUUUUGAUGCUGAUUCUGCAACCCUGCUCUUUGACAUCUUGAGCGACUCAUUCUCCAAAGAGACUUUUCUCCCUUUCCUUUGGGUGUCUGAAAAAGGGCCCUUGACCCUCUCUCUGUGAAGCAGCCAAAGAGUAGAGACACUCUCAGUCCACGUUCCUCCUCUUUUAUAGCCCUAAUCAGGCAUCAUGUUGUAUCUGCAUACAGAUGUCUGCACACUCAUGUGAUUGUACCUGUGUUCGUUUUAAAACUUGCGUACAGAUGCCCUGAAAUGCAAAAUACUGACAGGAAGUGUUCUGCUCUGUUCAAUGUAAUGUGUGAAUAAUUGUAUCUAUGUUCAGAUCUGCACCCAUGUAUACUGUACACUCACAGUACAAGUGCUGGGUUAGGGGGAAAUGCUUUGUUCUGGAAAAGCUGAAUUUACACAGUAUUGAUUAGAGAAGGGAUUCUCAACGUUGGGCCCCCAGAUGUUCUUGGACUUCAGCUCCCAUAAUCCCCAGCCCCAGUGGCCUUUGGUUAGGGAUUAUGGGAA